UCCUGUUCUAGCUUAGCGGCAUCCACUCUGAGCCUUACUGUUCGUAAUUACAAUACAGGGACUGAUGAUCGGCAGGGUUGCUACCAGUUUGGAGUGAAACAACCCUCGGCCCCUUCGAUGCUAAUUUCCUCCUUCUGCUUCAUCGGAUUCUGCUUCGAGAUCUCUGUCAUUCUUCAGAUUAUCUUCGCAUCCGCCACUCUUUCGCUUUUGCGCAACCACACUCCUUAUUAUUGCCAUUUACCACGUUCUUUACAGCCGAUAUUUGUGUAUAGUCGCUCUUUUGCAUAUUCCUCUCAUUCCUUUUGCUUUCGCGAUCCCAAUCCAUUGCCCCUAAUCGUUUUGACGGAUUAACCGACGGCCUACAACAACCGAUUUUCAACCAGUUCAUCAGCAAAAAUGCACUUCGCCAAGUCCGCUAUUCUUUUGUCCCUCGUGGCUCUCAGCAACGUCGUUGUUGCUUCGACUCCUGCUUGUCUUCUUUCUGCGGUGGGCUCCCAGGAGAACCCCGCCGAUCUCAAGGCGAUUUGCGUCACCAAUGUCGACAAAGUGAAGGACACCAUUACUGAAAAAUGCGGUGAUAAGAAAAAGGAGGCCCUCGACUUCUUCUCCGAUGUCUGCGCGUCUGCCGGUCACAAGAAUGUUGUCGACAGCUCCUCGACUAGCUCCGCUUCCGGCACCACCGCCACUUCUACCGGCUCCAAGUCGACCGGCACUGGCUUCGUCACUUCUACCUCGACUAGCUCUGCUUCUGACUCCAACAGCAGUGGCUCUUCUGGCACCAGCUCCAGCAGUUCGUCUUCCAGCUCGCCAUCGCCCUCUGACUCGGUGUCCGCUGGCGCUUCCGACAGACACGUCUCUGCCGCUGCAUUCGCAGCUGUUGUCUUUGUUGGCUUCGCGGCUACACUGUGAGCAUGCUUGUGUUGGGUCCAUUCUAUCUUGCGGUUCCGGCCAUGGAAUAAAUAUUCGAAAUAUAUCCAAUAUGUUGUUUUCAUUCGAGUUGAUCCUUCAUUUAAAACCCCUUCAUAAAUAGCUUGUUGAUUUUGAAGGGGUUGAUAAAUGGCAUUUAUGUUUCUUGGACCAUGAGUUCGUCGAUCAGAUCAUCAGAUCAGUCGUAAUGAACCGCUCGUGGUAAUAUGAGAUCCGACCCACUGUUGUCAUUGUAGAGUUCAUCUCGUACCAGAGAUAGUACUUUUAGAUGAAGAUCAUUCUAGGGCAUUUUGCAGAGUAUAAAGGGCAGAUUUAUGCAACUGAGCAUAGCUGAGCUUCG
Aspergillus wentii DTO 134E9 is the source of this 1267-nucleotide messenger RNA. RefSeq names its product putative GPI anchored cell wall protein. The transcript is spliced from 4 exons. The coding region runs from base 397 to 909 and encodes 170 amino acids. The record is from RefSeq and is a predicted model, not a curated record. NCBI's taxonomy places the organism in Eukaryota, Fungi, Ascomycota, Eurotiomycetes, Eurotiales, Aspergillaceae.